Molecule: messenger RNA, 6082 nt
Organism: Carassius gibelio (silver crucian carp)
Lineage: Eukaryota; Metazoa; Chordata; Actinopteri; Cypriniformes; Cyprinidae
Product: triadin-like
Exons: 54
Coding region: 310-3717 (1135 amino acids)
Cellular component (GO): sarcoplasmic reticulum; membrane
Molecular function (GO): signaling receptor binding
Source: RefSeq, a predicted model, not a curated record
AUUUCUCCCCUGUCUCACGCCCAUGUGAGGAACCAAUAACAUGGAAUAAAUUACCAGCACUGCAAAAGCCUGAACUCCCAUGUUUACAGCCCUGGCCUAACACCCCAUUCUCCCCCAGCCAUGAUCCCAAAGCCGGCACUUUGAAAAACCUAAUCCUGCUUUUCUCACAAGAUUGUGAGGACUCAUCUGUGGAUUGGAUGGAGACAGCAAAGAACUUCUUUUUCUUGAGUGGGAAUUAACAUCAACCGGGUGAAACAGUCCAAAUAAGAUUACACAAGCAAAAUAAAAGGACACUCGGCUAGUACCACCAUGGCUCCGGCUACUAAAGGUCCCGUAGUGAAGUCCAUCCCUCCCACUGCUGGGACAGCACACUCAGACUCACUUACUGCCCAGAGCCAUGGAAUUUUACGAAUCAUGAAUCGUCCGGCACAAUGGGUGGUCAUCAUCACACUUCUGAUUUCUUGGUCAAUAGCAGGUGUUAUCAUGUUUGAUUUUAUCAGUGACAAUCAGAUUGCAAGCAUCCAGGAUUUUGGCUCUGAUCCAGUGCUAGCAGUGAGCAAGGCCAUUGAAGGCAUUGAAAAAAGGAUAAACCAUAUGAACGACAUGCUUUAUGAUGCUAUCGAGUAUGCCACUGAAAUAAUAUUUAAUCCGAGGGACGCUAUUAGUUUAGCAGCCGACUCUUCUGUGUCUUAUCUGUCAGGAAAAUUUAGUGCCGAUGGAGAUUCAGGAGUCACUGAAACAGUCAAAUAUGCUGGCACUGUAUUGGAUGAAGCUACAGAAUGGAUCAGAACUCCAGUGAGCUACUUUUUCCACUUGUUUGAAGACAUAUUGGCUAUAGCGAUUACUCCAGUGGACAUGAUCACAGAAGUUGCUGUGCAAAUUUUAAGUGGGAUCAAGACCAUUAUACAAUACAUUUCAGCCAUGUUUGGGGGCAUUGAAGGCAUCACUGAAACAGUGAAACUUGGUGGCACUGUAUUGGAUGAAGUUACUGAAUGGAUUAGAUUCCCAGUGGGCUACUUAUUCCGCUUAUUUGAAGACAUCUUGGAUGUAGCAAUCAUUUAUCCAGGGGACAUUGCCACUGAAGCAGUUCUGCAAAUUUUAAGCAGGAUCAAGACCAUUUCUUCAGCCAUAUUUGGGUACAUUGAAGCUUGGUUUCCCAAAAUGAGCACGGAUCCUGAAGGACUGGCUGCAAUUGUUGUAGAGGAGGCCACAGACAUAAAGACCACUGUCUCUAAUUACCUAACCAGUCUGAUUGCAGUGGAUGAAGGGGGUAUUCCUGACAUUAGCUUUGAUCCCAUGAAAGUUGUCACAGACACUGUUGAGGAGUUUGCUGACAGGAGAGAUAUAUUCAUGGCCUAUCUCUUCAACAUGGAAGACAAAGGUGACACACCGCAAGUUAUAAGACGAAAAGGAGAAUUUCUGCCACCUAUGGAAAAAGUUCUUGAACAAGUGAAAGAAGCCAAAGAGAAAAAAGCUAGAGAAGAGAUUUACAAAAUCAUUCAAGAUAUGAGGGAAAAGGAGGCUGAAGGUAAAGAGGAAGAGAUAACACUUCAACAAAUAAAUAUAACAGUAGAAAAAGUCAAGAAGGAAAAGAAGAUAGAAAAGGCUAAAAGAAAAGAAAAAUCCAAAGAGGACGAGACUCGAGAACCAGCAGAAAAGGACACCAAGAAAACAACUGAGAAAAAGGUCAAGGUGACUAAAGUGGACCAGGAAGCCCCUAUAAAAAAGAAGAAAUCUGAACUUAAAAUGGCCAAAAAAGAGACCAAACCAGCACAAUCUAAGAAAGAGCCUCGAGUUACAAAAGAAAAGGCUAAACCAGCUCGUUCAAAGAAAGAAUCUGCAGUUGCUGUUGAAAAACCAAAACUUGCUCCUGGAAAGAAAGAGCCUAAGGUUUCUAAAGAGAAGGCCAAGCUGAAACCCUCAAAGAAAGCAGCUGAAGAGAAACAAAGACCUGUUCCUGUGAAGAAAAAGGCUUUAGCACCCAAGGACAAAAUUAAACCGGCCCUUUUGAAAAAAGAGCCUGCAGUUGCAAAAGAGAAAGUCAAACCAGUGCCUUCAAAGAAAGAUACUGAAGCUACUAAGGAUAAAGUGAAACCAGCCCCAGUUAAGAAAGAACCUGCAGUUUCAAAAGGGAAAGCAAAAGCCAAAAGUUCCAAAAAAGAGGCAGAAGUUGCCAAAGACAAGCAUAAACCUGUCGCUGUGAAGAAAGAAACUGCUGUUGCAGUUAAAAAAGCAAAACCAAAAGCUGCACCAAAGAAAAUUACCAAAGAGAAAGCUAAAGCAGAACCUGCAAAGAAAGAACCUGAGAUAACCAAAGGAAAACUGAGGGCACCAAAGAAAGAGGCUAAAGUCAUCAAGGUGGAAACCAAACCAGCUCCUGCAAAGAAAGAGGCUAAAGUCAUCAAAGGUGUUAAACCAGCUCCUAAGAAGAAAGAGCCUGAAGUAAUCAAGAAGAAAGUUAAACUGGCUCCUGUAAAGAAAAAGCAUGAAGUUGCUAAAAAACAGGCACAGGUACUAAAACCCAAAAAAGAGCCUGAAGUUAUCAAAAAGAAACCAGCACCUCCAAAAAAAGCACCUGAAAUAACCAAAGAAAAACCAAAGCCAGCACCAAAGAAAGUCAUCAAACAGAAAGUAAAACCAGCUCCUAAGACGAAAGAGGCUAGAGUCAUCAAGGAAAAGGUUAAAUCAGCUCCUGUGAAGAAAGAAUCCGAAGUCAUCAAGGAGAAACAUAAACCUGCUCCUGAGAAGAAAGAAGCUGAAAUCAUCAAGAAGAAAGUUAAACUGGCUCCUGUAAAGAAAGCCCCAUAUUUUGCAGCACCUAAGAUAAACAAAGAAAAGCCAAAGCCAGCACCAAAGAAAGAGACUGAAGUCAUUAAAGAAAAAGCUAAACCAACUCCUGGAAAGAAAGAGGCCAAAGUCAUUAAGGAGAAAGUUAAACCAACCUCUGUAGAGAAAGAGCAUGAACUUCAUAAAGAAAAGGAACCUGGACAUAUGCCAGAACCUAAAAAGAAAGGUCCAAAGGAAAAGGCAAAACCAGUCCUUGAAGAAAAGGAACCCAUAAUGAGUAAAGAAAAGCCAAAGCCAGCAACAAAGAAAGAUGAUGUUGGUCUUAUUGGUUUGGACUCGGAGCUCCUGAACUCUAUCAACCAAAAACUGUCUGUUCUGGAUUCACUGAGGAAGGACAUAGGUGAAAUGAAGAGUGAUCUGGAGUCCACUCAAAAUCAAAUUACACUUUUACGAAUGGACAACAGAACAAUCAAAGAUCCAAAGACUGUUGGUGUAAAAGCAAAACCAGCAGUCUCCAAGGAAAAGUUCAAAACAGCAAAAAAAGACCAUGAUGCUCUGAUGAACGUUACAGCACAUAUUAAAGCAGAACGUGAUGCACUGAAAAACAUCACUAAACCAGCACCUGCAAAGAAAGAUAAAGAGGCUCCAAAAGCUAAGAUCAGACCAGAGCCCAAAAAGAAAAAAAUCACACAUGAGAAGGUCAAACAAGUAAAGGAACCUUUACAGAAAGAACCUGAGCAAGUCAAACAAAAAGUAGUCGAGCCAGCUGAGAAGGAGGCUGUUGUGGGCAAGGAAGUAAAAGAAGAACCUCAUGUCUCCAAAGAUAUUCCAGCGAUGGGGGAGGAGGACGUUCCCUACUUCCAGUGUUUCUUUGUGGAUGAGGAUGAUACUCAGUAUCCUUUCAUCCCCUUUUCACCACCGCUGGGGUGAGUCCAUAUUAAACAUCAUGGCAAAGCCAGUGAAGACGGACCUCUGAACGCUGAGGAAUCUGCUGCUUUGAUGCAGUGGAGCGCUUCCCAGAUUGCUUACAGCAUUACACCUGCAAUGACCAAGAAAUGUGAAAGAGAUUGAAGUUACUUUGAAAAACCUUUUCAGAUUCUUUGUCAUUUUUAACAACAGAGUUUGCCUAUAUUGCACUGUUUAUUAUAUUAUCUUAAGGCUAUCCAUCUUGGAUUUUUUUCAGAAUGACUACUAUAUAUUUAUGAUCAAUAUAUAUGUCCAAGAAGGAAUGUGAGUGUAGUUUGUCUAGACAACACUGACAGGAAGUAAUGAAAGAACUAACUUCCUUUCUGAACAUCCAGUGGGGUUCAGGAUUGUUAGGUUAUAUAGUCUUUUAUAUAUAUAUAUAUAUGUAUAUAUAUAUAUGUAUAUAUAUAUAUAUAUAUAUAUAUAUAUAUGUGACCUCAUUUUGAUGGGGUGCUAAUUCUAAGCAUUCCACUGUGUUUUCUGUCAGAAUGCGGUUUGAAAGUUGUUCACUGUUUGUACAACUGGAAGGGAGGAUAAAAUGGAGCAAGAAUUAUGUAAACUAUUUCAUAUAUCCUUUCUUAGUGAUAGCGUUUACUAAACUGUUUACAGAAGUAACAACUGCACUGAGAAACAAGGGCUUUGGACAGUAAGCUCAGUUCCUCUGAAUGUAUACUUCAUUUUAUUUAUUUCUUAUUUUUAUUUUAUUUGCUUUGUUUUGUUUUAUUCCUCUCUCUUUUUUAGUUUUCCAUACACUUUAUCUAAUAAAACUUGCCAAACGUUUUAGAAAUCUAUACUUCACAGACGAAACAAAUAUGUUUUGUUCAGUGCUCUCUAUAAAUGAACACACUGGAUAUUGCAUAACAAAAUUAAGAUAAACUGUUGUGCUUAAUCCAGGAAAAAGCAGUAAACAUCAAGGCAACUACGUUGUUCUAGUAUAUCACAUUGCAAACACUACUUUUCUCUGCAUAACAUUAAGAGUUUAUUUAAUGUUUGUAAAAAUGUGGAUGUGUUUUUGCAAUAUGACAUGGAUAGACCUUCCUAAUAGAGAAGAGCCAAUUAAAUGGCAUUCUGAAUUGUGUAACAAAAAAUGUCUAUUGGAUAUUAUACUCAUCCAGAAUAUAUAUAUAUAUAUAUAUAUAUAUAUAUAUUCAUUAUGGGAUGAAAUUGUGUGCCAGAUGAAAUGGAUUGCAUGCAACCAUAUUGUUUUUUCAACACUGCCCCUGGUGGCUCCCUGGCUCAUUACUCCAUUACUUGAUUUAAUGAUAUUGAGUGUUUAAUGGUGUGUACUACUAGUGAGACACACUAUUAAACGAAUGUGCCAGUGGGCCGCGCUGGAGACAUUUCUUUUCAGAGUUCAGGUGGCUCCAUAGAGCAUAAACUCAUGUCUGUACAAAGAGCUUUUUACCUCUAAUGUUAAGUAACUUACUUACUUAAUCCUGGCCAGGAUUUCUAAAUUGCCUAAAAUGUCUGGGUUUUGACUAUCUUUUUGGACUAGCUGAAAGUAAUGACUGUAAAAUAGUUUUACCAGUGUGCAGGCAUUGUGCUUAAUCGACCGACUGUGGACUACAAGAAGGUGGGAUCUAGAGAGAACAGUGAAAGUAAUGCAAAUACAUGUACACAUAACGUCUAAGGACUCUAGAGGGCAAAAGCCAAAACCUGGACAUUUUAAGAAAUGUAGAUAUCCGGAUCAGGGUAUGUCUUGGAAUAAGAGGAUGUAAAGUCAACUGUACAAAUGCAUAUUGUAUCAAUGCUCACUUGUAACAGAAAUAAGUCUUUUUUGGUCUUAAAACAACAACAACAACAACACAAUUACUGUAACCAUUGAGCUUGUUGGUGUGUUCUCAUGCAAACUGUGAAGCAAUGAAUAACAGCAAUUUUCAAUAGCUCAUAUAGUUCUUUGAGAUAUGUAUUGUUAUUUUAAAUCUAAUUCAUAUUCAUAUACAGUUCAUAUUUGAAAAAUUGUCCUCAAAAAUAAUAGUUUUGCAUGAUGUUUGCAUGUUUGUGUGUGUGUGUGUGUGUGUGUAUCUAAACCAGACCAUAUAUAUAAUAUCUAAUAUAAUAUCUUAUAAAAUAUCUGUAAGGUAUUUUUUUUUUUUUUUUUUUUUUUUUUUUUUUUUCAUGGUUUGUGGUCAGAUGUUGAAAACAUUUUCUUUACAAUUUAUAUUUAUAGCCAUAAACUGAAAUCAUAUUAAUAAAGCUCUCAACAGAAUCAGCAAUAUGGUCUCCUGUCGAAAAAAAAAAGGCUGUAUGCAACUGUACAUGCUAUUGUAACUGUAAUACAGACUAGAAGGUCUGAUUUGAGUUUUAGAAUAAAAAAUGUUUGCAAUAA